GGUGUGGUGUGGUGUGGAUAUUACCAGAGGAGCAGAUAAUAAAGAUCAGCUGAUUACAAAUCCUAUAAAGACCCGAGGAAGAAGGAAACGUCACUUGGACUCUGACGAGACUUCACUGACAAACAUGUCAAAGGAACAAACCUCAGACCCAAAGGACUCCGUCAGGAUGGUUCUUGUUGGGAAAACUGGAGUUGGGAAAAGUGCAGUAGGAAACACCAUCUUACUGAAGAAGGUUUUUAAAUCAUCAGUUUCUGCUUCCUCAGUGACGAAAGUGUGUAUGAGAGGAACAGGGGAGGUUCAGGGCCAAAAACUGGAGGUUAUUGAUACUCCAGGUCUGUUUGACACAAGUCUGAGUGAAGAGAAGGUGAGGGUGGAAAUCGCUAAGUGCAUCAUAAAUGCUGCUCCUGGACCUCAAGUGUUCCUGAUCACUGUCAAGGUAGACAGAUUCACUAAAGAAGAACAGGAAACAGUGAAAAUCAUUCAGAAGCUGUUUGGAGAAAAGGCUGCAUGUUACACCAUGGCCCUGUUCACCUAUGGAGACAAUCUGGAGACAGACGGCAUCUCCAUAGAAAACGUCAUUUGUGAAAAUAAGGAUCUGAGUGACUUCCUCCAUCAGUGCAAAGGAGGAUACCAUGUUUUUAACAACAGAAAUAAAGAUCCUGCUCAGGUCCAUGAGCUGCUGAAGAAGAUCAACACAAUGGUUGAGAGAAAUGGAGGAAGCUACUACACCAACGAGAUGUUCGAAGAGGCUGAGAAAGCUGUAAAAAAAAAGACAAUUGAGAUUCUGAAGGAUGACCCAAAUAAACACCCGGAUGUCGCAAGAUCUGAAGCCAAAAAACAAGUGUCAGGGACUGUUUCCGCAGUCAGAAUUGGAGCAGGGGUUGGAGGUGUUUUGGGAGCAGGUGUUGGAGGUUUUAUUGGAGCGCCGAUUGGGGCGGCACUUGGAGCAGGAGUGGGAUAUGUGGCUUCAAAGUGCGUUAUACAGUGAUAUUUAAUAUCAAGGAGUCAUCAGCUCAUUGCAGCUAAAUGAAAUAGAUACAAAUUAAAAAAUCUAAACGUGAAAACAGUAUUUAUUCAUGUUUGUAAGGUCAGAGUGAACUUGAGUCUAAGUGACAUUUUGUACCAAUUGCGAGAAAAUUGCCUCAAGGCGUAUUUGAGAUGUUGAGAAUGUGGACGUUGUUGAGAUAUCUAUGUUUCUCUGUGUCUUGUGACUAUAUUUUACCUAUAUCCUGUGAAUAAAUAUUAGCUGCAUAAUCUAGAUAAUCAAUAAUGCUUAUGCUACAACUGUUUCUUUUUGGGAUGAUGUCUAUCUUUUUGACUCAGACACAGGGUUUGCACAACAAGCACAGGUUCUCAGGAAGAGAGAGGUCAUGUCAGAAUUAAUACAAAGAGAUGUUUCAUGAAACGUGGUGAGAAAAAGAUAUGAAAUCCUCCUCUCUGUCUAAUCUGUCUCUCUCCGAUGUAGCAGGCUCCCUGUUGGCCAAGGCCACAGUAGUGGGACACCUGGUCAGUUGAAAGUGAUGUGCUUGCAAAAAACUGCACUUUGAGGAAACAGUAUACAUCUGGCCAAUAACUGAAUUCUCUCAAAGAAAAAGAACCGCCUCUGUGAUGCCCCCUAUGUCUGUAUAAAAACUGUGGACUUAGGAUGUGGGGGGUUUCUUCUCGACAUGAUCCAGUGAACCUGGUGACGUGUCCGUCAGAACCCCAGAGACUCUCUGUAAGUAUUUCAUUGUUUUACAAUAAAUGUUCAAUUUCCAGAACUUCAUGUAUAAGUGUCUAAUUAUUCCUUCUCAAAUCCUGGAUCAACAAACACGCUUGUCCAAUCGCCGGAGGCGAGGUCAAAUUUAGUGCCUGGCGAUGACAACGUACCAAUGGACGUACUGACAGAGGGACAACCCAAAAACCUAACACCCCUAAAAAUAAUCAUGGAAACACUUUAACUUUGAUUAUAAUUUUUAUCAGAAUGUGUUA
Messenger RNA from Platichthys flesus (European flounder), 1971 nucleotides. Its product is annotated as GTPase IMAP family member 9-like. Gene Ontology annotation, molecular function: GTP binding. The record is from RefSeq and is a predicted model, not a curated record. The coding region runs from base 125 to 988 and encodes 287 amino acids. The transcript has 2 exons. NCBI's taxonomy places the organism in Eukaryota, Metazoa, Chordata, Actinopteri, Pleuronectiformes, Pleuronectidae.